AUGGCCUAUGAGACAGAGGAUCAUGAGAUACAAUACUGCUUUCCUGCCAUCAACUCAUCAUGUAUUAAGGGAAAACACUCAAGUCAUGAAUCCAAUAUCAUGUAUAUGUUUUUUUCAUUGCUGUCAGCAUGGACUGUGUUUCUGAACCUGCUGGUGAUCAUCUCCAUCUCUCACUUCAAGAAGCUUCACACUCCAACUAACCUCAUCAUUCUCUCUCUAGCUGUGGCCGACAUGCUUAUUGGACUUUUGAUGCCCUUAGAGGCCAUGAGGCUGAUUGAGAUCUGCUGGUACUUUGGAGACACUUUCUGUGGACUGUUUUUGGCAAUAACAGGGCUGCUUAUUUCAGCAUCUCUUUAUAAUUUGAUUUUAAUUGCUGUUGAUCGUUAUGUGGCCGUGUGUCACCCUUUACUGUACCAACAAAAAAUAACUACAACUAAAACUUUUAUUAUCAUAUGUGUCUGCUGGGUGUGGUCUUCAGCAUACAAUAUUUCUUUCAUAACAGAUAACGGAUAUUUUGAUCCAUCAAGAAGAACACAUAGGUGUUAUGGAGAGUGUCCCUUUAUGAUUAACUCUGCCUGGAGUAUGACUGAUCUGUUCUUGUCCUUCCUUUUUCCUUGUACUGUGAUUAUAAUUUUAUAUCUGAAGAUAUUCUAUGUUGUACAUCAGCAAGUGAAAGUCAUAAACUCUCUGAUGAAGAGCGGUAAAUGUGUAACGGAGGGUUCAUCUAUGAGGAAAUCUGAGAGUAAAGCUGCCCUGACAUUAGGAAUCAUUGACACUGGGAACGCUCUUCGGAGGAGGAUCAUAGAAUGCUGCACGGAUCAGGAUUUCUGUAACCGAGACCUCCAUCCGACGCUGCCUCCGCUCCAGAGCUCCGGUAAAACACAGCAGCGUUCAUCAAACCCCAUCAAACACACCAUAACCACUUUACACACAUCUGACAUCUUCCUUAUGCUCUCAUGA
This is a messenger RNA of Carassius gibelio (silver crucian carp), 960 nucleotides long. RefSeq names its product trace amine-associated receptor 13c-like. The transcript is spliced from 2 exons. Lineage: Eukaryota; Metazoa; Chordata; Actinopteri; Cypriniformes; Cyprinidae. Gene Ontology annotation, cellular component: membrane. The coding region runs from base 1 to 960 and encodes 319 amino acids. Gene Ontology annotation, molecular function: trace-amine receptor activity. Gene Ontology annotation, biological process: G protein-coupled receptor signaling pathway. The record is from RefSeq and is a predicted model, not a curated record.